AUGGAGACUAUUGCCUUGAAGGCACUUCACGUCGACGAUGAUUCUUCAUUGAAUCCUUGGACGUUCAGAAUGCUCUUCCUAGGUUUUGGCCUUUCUGGAUUUGGAUCUGCCUUAGCCACAAUAUUCCUGUUCAAACCACAAUCUGUAGCUGUGUCUGUUAUCUUCUUAACAGUUAUCAGCUAUGUCAUUGGCAACGCAAUGUCCCUUGGUCUCCCGAGACGUGGGCUCAUUGGUCGAUGGUUCAACCCACACAGCUUCAACUCGAAGGAACACUUGGCAAUUGUGAUCAUGUCUUCGUCCGCAUCCUCAGCAGCAUAUGCCACCGAGGUUUUGGCCACGCAGAAGCUAUACUAUAACAUUGUUCCAAAUGCAGUUGUUGCGAUUUUACUUCUCCUGUCGUCGCAGUUGCUUGGAUACGGCAUGGCCGGAGUGCUUCGCAAGAGUUUGGUAUACCCUACAAAAAUGUUGUGGCCCAGCAUUUUACCCCUAAGUUCUCUUAUCGAGACCCUGCACCGAGAUAAGAGUGAGAUGAGGAAGAAAUUCAAUUUUUUCUGGAUCGUCUUUGGUGUUGUCGCUGUUUGGGAACUAUUCCCCCAGUAUGUCAUGCCAGUUUUGACCGGUGUGAGCUUCUUCUGUCUAGCAAACCGAGAAAGCUUAGUCUUCACAAACAUCUUUGGUGGAUCUAGUGGAAACGAGGGGCUCGGGUUAUUGGCCUUCAGCUUUGAUUGGCAAUACGUGGGUACAUCGGCGUUCUUCACCCCUCUGAUCACCCUCACGAACGCCUUUGUUGGAUUUGUCCUGUGCACCGGAAUGUACAUUUGGAUGUACUACGGCAACCUCUGGAACGCUUUGGACUUUCCAUUCUUGAGCCAAGCACUCUUCUCCCAGGCCUCCAACGCGACACAAUUCGUCGUCUUCAACCAGAGCGCCAUCCUGGAUGCCUACAAUGAGCUUGACCCAUCAAUACUUGACGUGAUCGGACUUCCAUUCUUUGCUACAACUAACGCAUCGUUCCUUCUGACCACCAAUCUCGGUAUUACUGCAACGAUCAUUCACAUUCUUCUGUGGAACGGCGACAUCGUUGGCAAGACGUUCAAGCUCCCAAAAUGGUCCACCGCAAAGAACUUUCGGCCGAAGAUGAUGUUUUGGGAGAAGAGUCCUCAAAGCCUCGGAAUGGAAAGACUUGACGACGAGAAAGAAGAGUUGGACCCCCAUUACAAACAAAUGCUCGCAUACAAAGAAGUCCCAUCCUGGUGGUACCUCCUCAUCUUGGGCCUGUCAAUGGCCACCGCUUUGUUCUGCAUCUACAACUUGAAGUCCACCUUACCCUGGUGGGGAUUCUUGGUUGCCUGCGCUCUCUCAUUCGGCAGUACUUUGUUCUUCGGUGCCCUGACUGGACUCAUCGGCUUCGGCGUGCCCAUCACUGGGCUAGUUCAGCUCAUCGGUGGCUAUCUUCAUCCUGGCAAGCCAGUCGCUAACAUGUACUUUGUCCUCUUCGGAGCCAAUGCUCAGUCUCAAGCUCUGUUCUUGGUCGAAAAUCUGAAGCUUGGUCAAUACGGCAAGCUUAGCCCAAGAUGUACCUUCAUGGUCCAAAUCAUGGGAACGGUGUUCGGCGCCAUCAUCAACUACGUUCUGAUGAGCUCUAUUACAACCAAUCAGCGCGAGAUUCUUCUCUCUAUCCAAGGAACCAACAUCUGGUCCGGGCAAGUUAUCCAAUCGUUCAACUCAAACGCAAUCGCUUUCGGAGGCCUAUCAAGCUACCUCUUCAGCAUCGGCCGUCAAUACCAAUGGAUCAUUCUCGCCCUCCCCAUCGGCUUCUUCCUCCCGCUCCCUUUUUACUUCGCCCACCGUGCCUUCCCAAAAGUCGGCUUCAACUACGUCGUCACACCCGUUAUCUCCUGGUAUCUCGGUUACCUCUCAGUGGGCAUCAACUCCUCCGUCAUGGUCGCCUUCGGUCUCGGGUUCUACGUGCAGUUCUACGUCCGCAGACGCCACCCUGAAUGGUUCUUGAAAUAUAAUUAUAUUUUGAGUGCAGCCAUCGGUGGAGGAACGGAACUGUUAAUUGUCAAACUCCAAUAUAUCGAUUUUCCAUCAAUAAAUCGAUUACUUUUCAAUAUCUUUGUUACGACUUUUGCAGUGCAGGGUGCAAGUGGAAAGGCGGUUCCGUUCCCUCCGUAUUGGGGGAAUAAUUUCCAGACGGGGAACUUUGAUUAUUGCGCUUCGAACCCUGCAUUGGGUUGAAGGUGUAAAGUGGGUAUUUUUGAGGUGGUGGGGUGCAGGUGUUGUGGCGUUGAGGAGUGGCGUGGGGGAAUUGUUCCCAUUGUAUUUGUACAUUAUAUACUGCCAAGUGUCACUACCGUUCUGACGUGUCAUGCCACAUUGUCUCCCUACUUCAGGCGACUUUUGCCAUGAGGUUAUUCCCAAUUUCAUAUCUUCCUAAUCGAG
Hyaloscypha bicolor E is the source of this 2445-nucleotide messenger RNA. RefSeq names its product oligopeptide transporter. NCBI's taxonomy places the organism in Eukaryota, Fungi, Ascomycota, Leotiomycetes, Helotiales, Hyaloscyphaceae. Bases 1 to 2241 code for a protein of 746 amino acids. The transcript has 4 exons. Gene Ontology annotation, molecular function: oligopeptide transmembrane transporter activity. The record is from RefSeq and is a predicted model, not a curated record. Gene Ontology annotation, biological process: transmembrane transport.